GAGGAAUACUUAUGCCGGUCUGGUCAUCGUCAGUGUACAAUCUCCAGUCUUGCUCCUACUUGCGCCUCCACACACGGAUGCUGCCUGUAUUUUUCCUGCAUCACGAACCACCGUUGUGACUUUCCUCUUCAUCUGGAGUUAGACAGAAACUGGGAGACUGACACUGACAAGGCUCUGACUCUCACACCGCUCACCUCUGAGCAUCCUUCACAGUAAUUUGGUGCCUGGAACAGACAUCCCGGCAUUGCCCUGAUGAAACUGAAGAAGGUGCUUCAGUUAACCCAAGAGAGGGAGCUGCGGACGGAGAUGGAGGGGAAGGAAGACAUGAGGACUGAGAAGAAGCUGCUGGCCUUCUGGAUGUUCUUGUCCGACCGGACCUGGACCCUUUUUAGGCCCCGUGAGAGACCUGGCUUCCAGCGCUCGGCCUCAGCCGCCCGGCUACUCUAAAGUGAGGCAUAAGGAGUGUGUGUGCGAGUGUGUGUGCUUGUGUGUGUGUGUGUGUCAGGUUCAAGUGUUCAAAGAAGCCUCUCAGAUCUGCUGUCAUGAUUUUGUGGACUGUGUGUGCAAUCGUGUGCAUGUGUGUGUGAGUGGUUCAAAGCUUUCAGUACCGUUGCUCCACCAUUUGACAGGAAGUUACAGGUGGAGCUGAUUAGUGGCUAUUUGACGAGAACUCUGACAUCAACAAAGUUUUACAUGGCGUGAAGGAAAAGCUGAGACAGUCCUAAAAGUGGUCCCUCAAAGUGGAAAUGGAUAUUUGACUACAGCAACCAUUUGGAAGCUAAUUUUAUAUACCCCAACAGAAGAUUUUCAGCAAAAAAAAAAAAAAAAAAGGGGUUAACAGGGACCAGGCAUGGUGGUGAGCCAUCUGGCACUGGAACUGUGUUUCCAGGGGAAGAAGUUGAGGGGCUUCACCUCCAAGCUGACCUGCUCAGCUCAAGGCUUCCUCCCAGACGCUUGGAUCGUCGCAGCCCAGGUGCUGGUGCCUUACGUGGUGUCCGGACGGGGCAUGGUGGCGGCAGGGAUAGUCAUGGAAACAGUGCAACACUGGGAGGUGUUUCAAGAGAUCUCUGAGGUUUUUAUCUUGGUUCCAGCCCUGGUGGGACUCAAGGGGAAUCUGGAGAUGACAUUGGCAUCCAGACUGUCAACAGCAGCCAACACUGGGCAGCUGGAGGAGCCGCAGCGGCAGUGGAGGACAGUUUGCUGUAAUUUAGCUCUCAUCCAGGUCCAGGCCACAGUUGUCGGCUUCCUGGCCGCGGUGGCAGCAGUGAGUCUCGGGGGUCUGACCAGAGGUAGAGUGGAACUUCUCCACGCUGCCAUUCUGUGUGGCAGCAGUGUCACCACCGCCUUUAUUGCUGCGCUGUCUCUAGGCCUUGUGAUGGUGGCAGUGAUCAUUGGCUCCAGGAGAGUGGGCAUCAACCCAGAUAACAUAGCCACGCCCAUCGCUGCCAGCCUGGGUGACAUCAUCACGCUGUCUUUGCUUGCUGUGGUCAGCACCUUCUUUCUCUGCUACAGAGACAUGUGGUACCUGCCUCUUGCGGUGUGUGCCUUUUUCCUGCUUCUUGUGCCAGUGUGGAUCCUCAUCGCCUACCAGUCUCCACCAAUCAGAGAAGUCCUGAGGUCAGGCUGGCAGCCAGUUAUUUUUGCCAUGUCCAUCAGCAGUAUCGGUGGUCUGAUUCUGGAUAAGACAGUGAGCAAUCCAAACUUUGAGGGUAUGGCAGUGUUCACUCCAGUUAUCAAUGGUGUUGGAGGAAAUCUGGUAGCCAUCCAGGCCAGCAGGAUGUCUACCUACCUUCACUAUUGGAGCAUUCCUGGAGCUCUGCCAGUCAAAAUCACCAUGGACUGUCCUGGACCCUAUGCUACUUUCUGCUCUUCCGACCUGAAUUCCAAAUCAGCAAGAGUCCUGAUCAUCCUUGUAGUCCCAGGUCACCUUCUUUUCCUAUACAUGAUCCAUCUUCUGCAGGCAGGGCACACAACCAUGACACCUGCCUUCAUCAUUUGUUACCUUUCUUCAGCACUGUUUCAGGUGGUGAUUCUUCUGCAUGGAGCCAACCUGAUGGUGAAGUGGCUGUGGCAAAGGGGCUUGGACCCAGACAACUUCUCCAUCCCCUACCUGACGGCACUGGGUGACCUGCUUGGAACGGGGUUUCUGGCCCUGAGCUUUAGACUCAUUCAGAAGAACAGCUGCUGAGGAGUUGGGAUUUGAUCAACACCAUCAAAGUACUGGGACCUGUACACCUAUGCAGGACUUUGGAGUUACUAAGGUACCUUAUAGGUGAACACUGUGUCAUAAAGUAAUCCAUCCUUCAAGCAGGAUAUGUUGCUGCUUGCUGUUCUGGAGCAAAUACGAAAUACGAAAGAAAAAUACAAACUCCUGGGGACGGAAGUGAUAUUUAAAAAAAUAAAAAUAAAAAAAAAUAAAAAAGGGAACGUAAAACACACUAAGCACUUCCUACUGGCCAGUUUAUUAUCUUAGGCAACAUUUUGGUUAUCAUUUAGGCUUUGGUAAAGAAAUGUAAGUGUCUGAAUACAGACUAGUAACUUAAAGUACUAAAGCUAUGCAUUUGCUGACCUUAGAUAUGUAAGCAACCCUGCUUGUGGAUAAAUAAAAUAAUACUAUAUAAGAGUAGAUCAAAGGUCGAUAGCAAUUUCUGAUGCAAACUAGAAACACAUAUUCCAUUAAUAACAUUAAUAGUCUACUUCAAAACAAGGUAUAUGGACAGAAUGGAUAAGAAAAUUAAGCAUUUUACAGUUAGGUCCAUGUCAGUCGGUAGGUCAAUCUCAUAGAGUUCGUUUGGUUUUGCUCAUCUCUGAGUUACCACGUCAACGUUUUACGAAUCCAAAUCUAGAAACACAUAUUCCAUUAAUAACAUUAAUAGUCUACUUCAAAACAAGGUAUAUGGACAGAAUGGAUAAGAAAAUUAAGCAUUUUACAGUUAGGUCCAUGUCAGUCGGUAGGUCAAUCUCAUAGAGUUCGUUUGGUUUUGCUCAUCUCUGAGUUACCACGUCAACGUUUUACGAAUCCAAAUCUGGAAAACACUUGUUCAUUGAAAAUGCUUGUUGAAGGUGAAGGAGCAGUCACAAAAUAAGUCAGUUCACGUUGAGUACUGGAUGCAUACUACUAUUUAGAUGAUGCAACCUAUAUCAAUGCUGCACUGUAAUGGUGGGAUUUUACACCUAUUGUCAGAUCUUGUCUUCAAUAGCAAAUAAUUGUAUAGUCGGAGCGUAACUAUAAUGUACAGUACUAUAUAUGUGUGAGUUGCUGCAAUGUCUGAAUGAAUAUUUGAUUUUCUUGCGUUUUCUAAAAUUAUGCAUAUCCAGUAACUGGGAUGAGUUCUUGGAUUUCUAUGAAGGGUUGAGAUGAAUGUGCCUAUUGAUAUGAAUCUGCUGUGUGUUAGUAUGUUGCAUUACUUCUGUAGACUAAAAAAAAAACCAGAAGAAUAUGACAAAAGAGAUCAACGUUUCCACUUUUAGUUGCAAGGUAUUUACAUUUGGAUCUGAUGCACACUUUAUUGGAUAGCAUUAUUAGUAAUGUAAUGUCAAAUUUUUGGUCGAGCAAAAGUACUGGAAAGAUUAAGCCUGUGACAAACUGACAUCAGCAAACCUCACCACUGCCCCUCUCAAUUGUUCUGUUUUGAAUGGUUACUCCCUUCAGUCUUGCGCUAUAUGAUAAAGGUUCUCCCAAUCAGUUUGGUUGCAUCUUUCUUUAAACAGGCUGACAAAAUAUUUUUCCGAAUUUACCUCCUGUGUUAUGUUACAUCAAUGAAAACAGGUGAGCCCAUUUUAAGGGAAGCCAUGCAACACUAAGCCAUGGCAUUACCUCCAUUGUGUUUUACAGAUGAGCUUGAAUAUUUGUGAUCAUGAGUAGAUUCUUUUUUUCCUCCUUUAGCCUUUCCAUCACUUUGGUAAAUGUCAGAAUUUGUCUUAUCAAUCAAUAAGAUGUCUUUUUAGCAGAUUCCAGGUUGGUCUUCAUAUUUUCAUUGUGAAUGAGUGGCUUGCAGCUUCUGGUGUUUCCUCAAUACCUUAGUUCUAGAGGUCUUCUGUGAACAGUACAUUUUGAUACCUUCACUCCUACCCCACCGUUAGUGUGUGUGUGUGUGUUUUUCUUAACAGCUCAUCAUGUUUUUGUAGUCAACUGCAGUUGUUUCCCUUUAUCUAUCAGAUUGACGUCUGUGAUUUCACAGAGCAGGGGUUCCUUUCUUCAGGACAUUGAAAGUGGUUAUGUGGCCAACAUUUGUCCAAUGACUAACAGAUUUUCCUUCUUCUCUUGGCAUCACAAUUGCUUUUUUCACCCCACCCAUAGUGUCGUGACCGAAAGAACAAGAUCCCGGAUACAAGGGACCGGAUUGAGUUUCCUCCGCAGGAUGUCCGGGCUCUCCCUUAGAGAUGGGGCGAGAAGCUCGAUCAUCCGGGAGGAUCUCAGAGUAGAGCCGCUGCUCCUCCACAUUGAGAGGAGCCAGAUGAGGUGGCUGGGGCAUCUGAUUCGGAUGCCUCCCGGACGCAUUCCUGGUGAUGUGUUCCGGGCACGUCCCAACGGGAGGAGACUCCAGGGACGACCCAGGACACGCUGGAGAGACUACGUCUUUCGGCUGGCCUGGGAACGCCUCGGGAUGCCCCCGGAAGAGAUGGAUGAAGUGGCUGGGGAGAGGGAAGUCUGGGCGUCCAUGCGAAAGCCCCGCGACCCUACCUCGGAUAAGCGGUAGAAAAUGGAUAGAUGGAUGUACUCCACCCAUAGCUUUCUGAAACUAGGCAUAGACAUUCUGCACUAUUUAUUUGAAAAAUCAGUGUAAUAGGCAACAACCCAGUCCAGUCAGUCACGUUUCAAAACAUUAGCUCACAUGAAAAAAAUGGUGGGUUCAAACAAAAAGUGUUAUCUUCUAAAUUGUGCAUCAGAUCCAGAUGAAAGUACCUGUAAAAAAAAAAAAAGUUAAACUGUCGAUCUCAUGUUCAUCUUUUGAGGUCAAGCUCAAAUGUUUUCAGUUCUAGCACUUUUGGAGGAGAGUGUAUACACACACACACACACGCGUUUCUUUGAACUGUUUGCACAAAGCUGAUGUCAUGCAUCUUGCUGUAUGUAUGACAUGUUGCCACUUCUGUAUUAUGUACAUACCUUUUAGGUACGUGUAGACUGUCUAGAAUAGUACCUAAGUGUCAGUUAUGAUUGUCAUGCUUCAGUGUACGUUCAUAGUUCCAAUAUUUAAUCCAAUACAUUUUGUUGCUGGGUAACAUUUAUUUGAAAAUUGUGACAAAAGUUUUUGGCCAGUCUGAUGUAAUGCAGAUCAAAAUAACAAUAAAUAAAAACAUUUUUGUCCAA
This is a messenger RNA of Phycodurus eques (leafy seadragon), 5311 nucleotides long. Its product is annotated as solute carrier family 41 member 1-like. Gene Ontology annotation, biological process: monoatomic cation transport. Gene Ontology annotation, cellular component: plasma membrane. Lineage: Eukaryota; Metazoa; Chordata; Actinopteri; Syngnathiformes; Syngnathidae. The record is from RefSeq and is a predicted model, not a curated record. Gene Ontology annotation, molecular function: monoatomic cation transmembrane transporter activity.